GGCGGCUCCUGUCAGCAGCUGUCUAUUUUCAGAAAGUAACUUUUACAGGAAAUCUUCUAGUUUCUGCUCUUUCAUUGCCCAGUUCCAUGAUUUCAGCAAAAAGGGAACUUCACUGUUGCGAGUGGAAGGCGUUAAAGACAAACUGCAUGACUUGAUUCACGACUCAGACCUUGAACCACAAUGUCGGAGGCUUCUUGGAACAUGACUAACAAUGACACCUGUGCCGAUGGAAACAGCAACUGUCUGGACAAAGAGGACAUGACCAGCUUUUCUGCAGGUCUGGCGGUGGGCUUGACCCUCUUCGUCCUGCUUCUUGUGAUCGUAUCUGGUGUACUUGCAUUCAGAUACCACAGGCAAAUCACAAACAUUUUGCCAUUCAGACACAGAAGAAGCCAGAAGAAGGAGGACUGUACAGAGACACCUGAAGCUGAUUCCCAUCAGUACAUCGGUCUGAGCAGAGAACAGUCAACGGCACAGGCUCCUAUCUAUGAAAACUUGUCCACUACUAGAUACAGCAAGUCUACAGUAAAGCAGAGCAGGUUGACCAGUGAAACGGAGGAGGAUUUGUACUUGCAGUGUGACAUACCAGAUGACGCAAUAUACAGCAACGACCCAGCGUGCAACCUAUCCAUCCUAUCACACCCCCAAGAGGAAGACGUGUAUAUUGUGCCAGAUUCAUGAUCGGACACGAAACCUUUCAUGGUUAUUUUUGCUUCAUUUGGUUUGUCUCUCGUGUCAUAAACUUACAUUUCUGCAAAUCUGUGUGUACAUAUGUUGUACAUUUUCUGUAAUGUUAGGAGGUAAAAGUUGGAUUGGAUGGGUUGUUUUUUAGACAUUUUGGGGAAGAAUAAUGCAGCAUGACGGGAUAUCUUGCUGUCUUUACACUUUGACGGCUGUUUUUGACUCAGGUGGACGCUCUGUACAAAUGAUCGCAUAUUUGACGACAAUCCAAGGUAAUCAAUUAGCUGAUAACAUCUUAACGUUUUUUGUUGUUUUUUUGUUUUUUUUAUCUUGACACGUCUGUUACAACCAAUGAAUCAUUUUUAAUUUUGACCUUUAGAGAGGAGAAGUGUUCAGCGUGUUCACUCUUGUGUGGCCAGGUCAUGCAUGUCCUUUUUGAGUAUCAGUCAUAUUGUAUUGUAUCAUAUUGCAUAUCAGCAGCAUAAAAAGAGACAUUUAAGUAUUGUUAAUUUCUUCAUAUCAUUCACAAACAGGUUUUUUUUUUUUAAAUAAUCCACAAAUGACAUUUUACAAUGCUUUUUUAAAUACACUGAAAAACCAAAAAGAUGAAUGUGAAUAUAUAAGUAUGCUUCAUGUUAAAGCACAUGCCAACAUAGGUGGAUGUGCGCACUUGUGUUUUACAGAAGUAGUGAUAGUUCUAAAGCUGUCUUCUUCCUUUUUAUGUGGUAAACAAUAAAAUAUACUUUCGCCAUUCGAA
Messenger RNA from Acanthopagrus latus (yellowfin seabream), 1438 nucleotides. Its product is annotated as protein GAPT-like. NCBI's taxonomy places the organism in Eukaryota, Metazoa, Chordata, Actinopteri, Spariformes, Sparidae. The transcript has 3 exons. The record is from RefSeq and is a predicted model, not a curated record. Bases 181 to 681 code for a protein of 166 amino acids. Gene Ontology annotation, cellular component: membrane.